ACUGCGCAAAGCUGACCCGAAAAUAGGGGAAAUCCCCUGUACCACUACCUGCGCCGUUGCUAGCUGCGUUGUAAUUGUGUGUGAAAGCGUAAUUUCCCAACCAGAUCAAGAAGUUUUUACACCAGAUCCAGUCACCACAAUUAACAUGGCAACCGAGGUGGACAAAGGAAGAGUUUUAUCUGAUGUACAUGUGACAGGAAUCACAGAAGGGAAUAGACAGGAAAGAGGAUCAUUUACAAGAUUUGUGGUGAAUUACCAAGCUGAUGAGAGCAGGCCAGAAGGAAACAAGGUCAGAGAGAAGGACAGACAGACAGACAUUGAUGUAACACUAACAGAUGUGAUGACUGAUGAAGAUGGAGAUUUGAUAUUGACCAGGAAACAAAAAACAAAGAAUGUCAUUACAAUAGCCCAUGCAAUGCAGACCAGUCUACAAGACGUAGGAAUGCAGGUAUGGAUGGGUUGUCUUUUACUUUGCAAUUUCAUCUUGUCCAAUCAUCAAAGAUUUGAGAGUUCUACCGUCUUAGAGCUGGGAGGAGGAACAGGAUUAGCAAGUAUUGUCAUGGCAACCACUGCAAGAUUUGUUAUUUGUACAGAUAUUGGAAAGGAUGUACUAGAAAUGUGUCAGAGCAACAUCCAAGCCAAUACACAUAUUUACAAUAGAAGAUGCCAUGAAGCUGAACCAGACAAACAUGUUAUAGUGAGAGAAUUAGAUUGGACUGAUUCAGUGCUUAAAACAGAUGAGUCUAUUCCAUUCUCUUGGAGUCAGAAUGACUUGAAACAUUUAGCUGAUGUAGACGUGAUUAUCGCUGCAGAUGUUAUCUACAGUAAUGAUCUGACGGAUGCCUUUUUUAUGAAACUUCAAGAUUUAAUGAAAACAGGAAAACAGAAGACCUGCUUCUUUGCCACAGAGAGAAGGUUGAACUUCACCUUGUCUGACCUAGAGGUCACAUGUAAAGAGUACGAUCACUUCAGGGAAUGGUUGCAGAGAUUAGAAGCCACUUCAGACUAUCUUAUCAAACAGCUAGACUCAGAGAUACCACACUUCAUACACUGUCCUCAAUCAAGAUAUUUGGAGCUGUGGGAAAUCCAAAGCAUUUCUCUGUAGCCCAGUCCAAUCUGAUACUCAGCCAGGUGAUAAGAGAACAUAGUAUCAAACUGGCAAAGGAAACCAAUGUUUACUAUAGGGACUUCACUAAACAUGGACCUGUAUCUACCUCAUACUACUACAGGACAUGUCAUGCUAUGUCCACUAUGGAUGACUGUGAUACUCUUGAGGCUCUUGAAGUGUCGGUGAAAAGCUAAUAAUAAUAUUCAGCUUUAUAUUGCGCUUAAUACAUCUUGGACGUCUCUAAGCACUUUACAGAUACACAGGGAAGACUCGUCUAAAAGCAAGAACUUGGACGAGCUCAUCACCAUCUUGCAAACAGGUGUAUUUUUAGAUUCAUGAGAAUUCUUGGCAGGAAACAUCCAGUUUUAAUACCAACCUUCCUUUUAUAUACAGUAGGCCUAAGGUUGUACCAUGUGAGAGGGGGGGGGGGGGGGGGAUUGAGGAGUCCGGAAAAGGACUGGCGGUAAGCCUACUGUAUAUCUACAUCACCAUGCAAGCUGAUACUUAUAAGCAGCAUCCAACCUUCCUUUUUUUAAUAAUGAAUGAAUUCAGAUUUUUGUUGUGAUGGUGGUGACUGUGUUUGGAGUGCAAUCCAUGUGAAACCUCUGACUAUUUGAACAAGCUCAUGCUAGCGUUGAAGAACUUCCUUUAUUUCCCCUCCCGGCCCCUCUCCCCCUCUCUCUCUCUCUCUCUUUGGAAAUGGUCUUCUGUACACCUUGGAAUUUGAAUAAAAACAAUGUUAU
This is a messenger RNA of Strongylocentrotus purpuratus (purple sea urchin), 1851 nucleotides long. It is a transcript of the gene mettl22, whose product is annotated as methyltransferase-like protein 22. Bases 146 to 1105 code for a protein of 319 amino acids. Gene Ontology annotation, molecular function: protein methyltransferase activity. The transcript has 9 exons. Lineage: Eukaryota; Metazoa; Echinodermata; Echinoidea; Camarodonta; Strongylocentrotidae. Gene Ontology annotation, biological process: protein methylation. The record is from RefSeq and is a predicted model, not a curated record. Gene Ontology annotation, cellular component: nucleus.